CCCCCAGAGCUGAAGGACGGGGCCAAGCGCUUCUCUCAGGGGGGGGUCUCUCACUACCUGACGCUGACGCUGGACGAGGCCGAGACGCUGCUCUACGUUGGGGCCCGCGAGGCCGUCUUCGCCCUGGCCACCGGCACCGUGGAGCUCAAAGCGGCGGGGAGUUUUGACCCCCCCCUUCCCCACCAGACCGACUGCUUCAACUACGUGAGGUUCCUGCAGAGCUACAACAGCUCCCACCUCUACGCCUGCGGCACCUACGCCUUCCAGCCCAAGUGCACCUACAUCGAAUUGUCCGGCUUCACCCUGGACCAAGUGGCUUUCGAGGACGGGAAGGGGAAGUGUCCGUACGACCCCACCAAGGGCCACACCGGCCUCAUCGUGGACGGGGAGCUCUACUCGGCCACCUUCAACAACUUCUUGGGCACGGAGCCCGUCAUCCUCCGCAACCUGGGCCCCCACUACUCCAUGAAGACGGAAUAUCUCACCUCCUGGCUCAACGAGCCCCACUUCGUGGCUUCGGCGUACGUGCAGGAGAGCGCGGCCAGCAGCACGGGGGAUGAUGACAAGGUUUACUUCUUCUUCAGCGAGCGGGCGGUGGAGUACGACUGCUACGCCGAGCAAGUGGUGGCCCGGGUGGCCCGUGUCUGCAAGGGGGAUGUCGGCGGUGCCCGCACGCUGCAGAAGAAGUGGACCACCUUCCUGAAGGCUCGCUUGGUUUGCUCAGCACCUGAGCAGCAGCUCCACUUCAACCGUCUCCAGGCCGUCUUCACCCUCCCGGGGGCCGACUGGCAGGACACCACCUUCUUUGGGGUCUUCCAGGCCCGUUGGGGGGACGUGGAUGUCUCGGCCAUUUGCCGGUACCACAUCCUGGAGGUGAAGAAGGCCUUUGAAGGGCCCUACAAGGAAUAUCGGGAGCAGGCGCAGAAAUGGGGCCGCUACUCAGAUGAGGUGCCCAGCCCCCGUCCUGGCGCGUGCAUCACCGACUGGCACCGCCAGAACGGCUUCGCCAGCUCCUUGGAGCUGCCCGACAACACCCUCAACUUCGCCAAGAAGCACCCGUUGAUGGAUGAGCCCAUCCUCCCCCACCGCGGGCGCCCCCUCCUCCUCAAAAAAGAUGCCAACUUCACCCAGCUGGUGGUGGACAGGGUCUCCGGGUUGGAUGGCACCAUCUACGAGGUGCUCUUCAUCGGCACAGGUGACGGUUGGGUGCACAAGGCCUUGAACCUGGGCUCUCGUGUCCAUCUGGUGGAGGAGCUGCAGGUUUUUGAACCAGCACAACCCGUGGAGAGCCUGGUCCUGGCCGGGCGGAAGAAGCUGCUCUUCGCCGGCUCCCGUUUCCAGGUGGCCCAGUUGCCCCUGGCCGACUGCGGCCGUUACCAGUCGUGCACGGACUGUGUCCUGGCCCGGGAUCCCUACUGCGCCUGGAGCCGCAACGCCAGCCUCUGCGUCCGCACCGACGGCCUCAACGG
Calidris pugnax (ruff) is the source of this 1469-nucleotide messenger RNA. Its product is annotated as semaphorin-4C-like. Gene Ontology annotation, molecular function: chemorepellent activity; semaphorin receptor binding. NCBI's taxonomy places the organism in Eukaryota, Metazoa, Chordata, Aves, Charadriiformes, Scolopacidae. The record is from RefSeq and is a predicted model, not a curated record. The transcript is spliced from 10 exons. Gene Ontology annotation, biological process: axon guidance; muscle cell differentiation; negative regulation of axon extension involved in axon guidance. The annotation marks the transcript as partial.